CGUUCGCGCUGCGCAGGCGCGGCCGCGACCCCGCCCCGGUCCCGCCGUGCCCCGCGCCCAUGGCCGCCCGGGCGCUGCUGCGGGCGGCGGGAGCUGUGCUCCGUGCCUCGGCCCGCGGCUACGCCAAGAAACCCGCCGCCAAGUCCAAAGGCAAGGGUGUGCCGAAGGAGGCGUUGAAGGGGCCGGAGGUGUGCACCGACCCCACCAUGCUCGCCACCCAUGCCAUGGGGGUCAACUACUUCAAGGAGGGUCCGGAGGUGGCCCUGAAGCCCGAGUCCGAGUACCCCGACUGGCUCUUUAAGAUCCACCUCGGGCCCCCCAAGAAGCUGGAGGAGCUGGACCCCGACUCACUCGAGUACUGGAGGCGCCUGCGGAAGUACAACACAUGGCAGCGCAACAAGUUGAAGAAGGGCAAGAAGCUGUAGGUGCUGCUGAGCUGGGGGCUUCCCUGUGUGCCAGCACAAAUGGCACUGGGAUCUGCCCUGGCUUUUGGUCUCUUUUCCUUGCUGUAAAUAAAAAAUAAAUCUCU
Zonotrichia leucophrys gambelii is the source of this 529-nucleotide messenger RNA. RefSeq names its product mitochondrial ribosomal protein L54 (gene MRPL54). The coding region runs from base 60 to 425 and encodes 121 amino acids. Gene Ontology annotation, cellular component: mitochondrial large ribosomal subunit. The record is from RefSeq and is a predicted model, not a curated record. The transcript has 3 exons. Gene Ontology annotation, molecular function: structural constituent of ribosome. NCBI's taxonomy places the organism in Eukaryota, Metazoa, Chordata, Aves, Passeriformes, Passerellidae.